CUGACUAUGGAAAUCACAACACUCUUCUGUGUUGUCCUUUUGCAUUGGUUAACAACGAUCACCAAUUCAAACUCCUUGUAUCCAUUUUUAUAUUUUAGCGAAGAAGAUAUCCCUCGAAUGAGACGACAAGCAGAGACAACRCACAGUCACAUCGCCGGCAAACUUCACAGAGUUGCUCACAUAAUCAUCAGCAUGCACGAGGAGUUACCACCGUCAGACUGGAAAACCUUCUCUUCAAGAUGGAACGAAAAUUACGGCAAUAAUUUAUGCGGUCUGGCAAUGUAUUGUGUGUUAAAUGAUCAGGACAUUAGAAUAAGAAAGUUAGUGUUUAAGGCAAUGGAUGUUUUCACUAGUCUGCCAAACUGGAGGGUCAGUGCAUCAAUGCGUGACGAUGUACCAGUAGCGCAUUCUCUAAAUGGCAUGGCAACGGCCUUUGACUUUCUGUAUCCUCACAUGGACGAACAUCAACGAGACAAAUACUUAACAAAGAUAGCAAAUGUUACAUYAGAAUUAUAUCGUAAGACUACAUUGCGUAAACGUGCAGUUUGGUGGUCUCACUCUGUGAUACAGAAUCACGUCGCUACGAACUACGCGGCGAUGUUAACAGGAGCACUUGUCUUGUCUAGACAUCCUAGAUACGCCAAAAUUGCGCAGCGUUGGGCAUGGAAAGCGCAUCAAAUGCUUUCCAAAACACUGCAUGUGUUACAGUAUGUGGUGGAUGGGUCGAUGGACGAAGGAGUAUCUUAUGGAUCAUACACGACUCGAUCCCUCACCCAGUACAUCUUCCUAGCGAAAAGACACUACAAAACUGACUUGACCAAGAAUAUCUGGCUACAAGAGCACUUUUGGUUUAUGUAUUACACAACGAUGCAUAACUUUAACCAAACCAUCGGCAUCGCUGAUUCUGGGCGUCGAUGGUAUUACGGACCUGAAAGCCAGCUCUACUUUCUUGAUUCAUUUGUAUUGAAAAAUGGCUACGCGAAUUGGCUUGCGCAUAAAGUCCAGUUGUCUAGUUUKAAUGUUUCAGGAWACCAACGACACGAYAGAGUCAUGUCAGUCAUUCAUACCGAGUUUAUAUUUUAUAAUGCAAGCAUUUUACCUAAACCUCCUCCAGAUUACUACAAAGAGCAACUGCAUACCUUCAUUGACUGGGGAGUAUCUGUCUAUAGGAGUGGUAUGGCUACAAGCGGAAAUAAUAACCAAUCUGUUUAUUUAUCAUUCAAGUGUGGUGUUCUUCAUGGAGAAGCAGUCAACCAAAUGGCUCUAAACAAACGAAUGGCAUUACCUUCCAUCAAAGGUCGGAAGGGUUUCAACCCUGGGCACGAACAAGUCGAUCAAGGGUCGUUCGUUUUCGCGCCUUUUGGCAUUCCUUUUAUUACAGACACGUACUAUGGACCGAAAUACACGUGGCUCAAUGAUGCUAUUYUAUUUGGUCCCUCUUYUAACUCGCCUUGUUCCGCGCCUCUAGAAGGACAAAUUGGUGAAUGCCAGAAGUGGUUUGAUUUCAACAACAUUGCUGCUUGGAAAGCACGUGGUAAGAUUGUUACAUCCACCACCGAGAAGGGACUGGUGCUGAUGUGCGGUGAAAUGGCAACGUGGUACCGAAAAGAACUGGGCCUUGCAAGCGUUUAUCGAUGUCUUGUGUUACUWUCGCCAGGCGUUCUUCUUGUACUCGACCAUGUAGAAARGAAAAAUGAUAGCAARGUCGWUYAUAUGAAUUCUUUUUUCCACAACGCUAAUAAUGACACAUUUUUCACCAGGGAAUGUUGGGAAACAAACCACUACGUGUGCGCUGGGAUGUCAAUUUACGGAAGAGAGUAUCGAGCCGCAUGGGUAAAUUCACAUKGCACAAAAAGUGCUGUUCAGCUUGGAGGAAGACAUUUUAAUGUWAUACRUUCACUGAAAAAAGUUGACACCAGUUUUCUYAACAUCAGCACUCCCCUUUAUGGCAAGUACACUCGAGUUGCGUACAUCUUUUCGGGACCUGGGAACGAUGUUGUAUCACUGCGCAUUACCAGCGSACAGGACCAUGGGGUAUAUAUUUCUGCCGUCGUCAAUAACCUUAGAUACACCGUUGCCCUGGUAACUAAACAUGCCCUUCCCCUUGUGCGGUUUCGUUGGUUGGGUUAUGGUGGAUUUGGGAAAGUCAACAUCGAGGAAAAAUGCCGUAGAUGUGAUAUCAAAUACAUUCAACGUCAAGUCAUUCACUUUGGUGAAUUUAAUAAAACGCAAAGAAAAUCCACAAAGCGUAGACAGCGUUACCGGCCUAAAGACAACACAAAGUCUGUUUUCAUUCUCUUCAUUCCUGCUGCAGUUGCCUGUGCAAUGCUCUUCUUGUACUUCCAAUUGUUUCGAGUUGUAAAGUUUAGAUUUUCUAUCAAAUGCUUAGUCUUCGYACUUCUUCUUGUCUAUUGCGUUAUUUCGUUAGCCACGUUCUUGAAAGGUUGUAAACGUGGCUGGUGUGUUGUUCGRAAACCGACAGCGCGCCAUCAACGGGAACUCUAUGGAUUUGUAGGAGACACGAAUUACCAACAACCUCCUUUUGUAGUUUACACAUCCCUUCCCUUGGCUGGUUCAGAAUUGUUCAGCGAACUUUUUAAAAGUAAUAGUGAUUUCUUCCCUUUGGACUUGUCUACUGAGUCUUUCUUCCAUCAAUCUUCUUUUGCCAACGUUUCACGAAAAAGAAGAUCAAUCCAUUCGAAAGGAUUUUUAGAUUUUUGUCGUACUUUUCAAAGUCGUUAUUCUGACCAAGAAUACAAGAUAAUUUCUCAGUGGUUUCGAAAUUAUCUUAAUGAUCCAAUGAUAUUAGGUGCCACAUUCCCUCAAAAAUCAGUUAGUUCUCUUCCGUCUAUCAGUUUAAAAGAUCCUGGAUGGGCGCUAAGAUUUCAUUGGCUGCGCAGAGUCUUGGGCAUGCGCAUGAAAGCUAUGGUUAUUGUUCGAGAUCCACGAAGUUGGGUUAAUACUUGGCUUAAAGAGUUUAAAUCUAAACCUGCAUUAUUAAGAAAUACUCAAGAAUCAUUAAAUACGCUGAUUAAAAUGGGAUGUACUGAAGAACAAGGUGAGAAAUUCGCGCAAGAGAUUCAGAUCGUUUUAGAUGUCUUAGACUCUGUCGAUAAAGCAAGCCGCGAUGUACUGGCCACUAGRCUUUUGGCACAAUUAUGGGCUGGGCACACCAAUGCACUUUUGCGCAAGGUCAGAAUUGUUCCAAAAGAUCAGAUUAAAAUCUUUCGACUUGAAGACCUUGUGCUACGACCAAAGAAAACAGCACUGAGGGCUUACCAGUUUUUGUCCUUGUCCCUACCCCCCAUAGUUGAUGAUAGAAUCCAACUGGUUACUCGCACAGGACAUUUCAAGUUUGCACAUACUACUGAGAAAAUUGGGACAGACAUGGUUAACUCAUGGAGGAAAGGAUUAACGACGAAUCAAAUACGUGAAAUAGAAAGUAUUUGUUCAAUUGUAAUGUCCCAGCUUCACUACAAACCAAUGCAGUAGAAUUUUAAUAUCACAUGCUACGUAAAAAGUCCUCCUUCAGAGGCAAAAUGCAAAACAUUACAAUUUUCCUAUAUGUUUUCCAGUAACAGCCGGUAAGCUAUCUGGAUAUAUAGGCUACGCUUCUUUGUGUCGCGAAUCGACACUAUGGCAUUAAGACUGGAGCAUAAUUAUGAUUAAAAAAUUGUUGAGAACAAUUAAAUACAAAAUUGGACACACUUUAUGGCAAGUAUUUCCAAAUGGGAAUAAGAAAUUAAAAGACAUCGCGGAUUUGCGCAUGCAGAGGAAUAGUAUAUUAUACAAUUAGGAAAAUAUUUAAAUUCCAAAGAAAAUAAAUGAUAAUGAAUAACUUUGUCAAAUAUAAUUACAGAUAUUAGAUGUGUUUUCACACCCCGUUCAGUCGCCGUUUUUCAGGGUUUUUUCUGAUGACAGUGUUUCACUUUUUACUCCUCCAUCAAUGGAAAAUUGGAGGUAUAUUUACAAUAUUUAUGUAUAAGCGUCUAGAAAUAAAGAUCUUUCUUUAUAUAUUUACCAGUGUUUUUUUUAAUUCCAUUUCCCUUUUUUUGUUCCCUUCCAUCUAUUUCCAUAGAUAAUCGCGUUGCCUCAUGAUA
Exaiptasia diaphana is the source of this 4100-nucleotide messenger RNA. RefSeq names its product dermatan-sulfate epimerase-like protein. Gene Ontology annotation, molecular function: sulfotransferase activity; chondroitin-glucuronate 5-epimerase activity. The transcript has a single exon. Bases 7 to 3492 code for a protein of 1161 amino acids. NCBI's taxonomy places the organism in Eukaryota, Metazoa, Cnidaria, Anthozoa, Actiniaria, Aiptasiidae. The record is from RefSeq and is a predicted model, not a curated record.